AUGUCGACCACCUACAACGACGCUACUACCAAGUCACUUCGCCGCUCCAGUCGUGUCGCUUCACAGUCUCAGCAGCCCACCUCCCCUCCUGUCCAUAGCACUCCCAGGUCCCUGACAGCAAAUACCAACCCCGGCGGUACCAGCUCCAACAGACUCCUCUCCUCUCCUGAAAGGACGGCCUCGCCUCCCGAUCUCUGCCGUGGUUCGACGUCGUCGUCGCACAUUGCAACCACGCCGCCCACUCCUCCUCUCGACAACUCGGCUCCCGAGGUUUCGACCAAGCGUGCGCGUGAUGACAAGGAGACGGAGUGCAUCGAGGCCGAAGGUGACGCGCGGUCCAAGAGGGUUCGCAUUCGUGAGCCCGAGACCCCUUGCCCCACCGACUCUGCAAUCAAGAUCAACCUCCGUCUCGACCUCAAGCGUAUUCGCGAAGAGGACGUGGGCGACAUGGACGAGCCGACCAACGCCAAGAAGAUACGCACUGAGGCUUCAUCGUAUCUUCCUGUUACUCGCAAGGCUCGCGCCACUGCUGCCUCCAACUCAAAUGGUACUACCGUCGCUAAGUCCAAGUCCACUGCAACCAAGGGCAAGGGCAAGGGCAGCUCGACCGCCGCUGUCACCAUCACCAUCCCGCGCACCCACAAGGUACACCCCACACGCGGGCUUCCGCCCAACCUUCCCUCACCCGAAGCCUACCGUGCCCUGGACUUGAUGGCUGCUGCCACCAACUGGAUCGAGUCGAGCGACGCCGCUGGAGCCGACGCCGUAUUCGCGGCCAGGCUCUGCCAUCAUGGAGGUGGUGUGGCCCGUUACAUCCACCCCAAGAACUACAGCGAGGCCGACAGCUACGCCUACGCUGGCCAGUGGCUCGCCCGGAUCGCCGAGGAGAAGGAGAGUGAACAACAGGAGGCUGGAUUCAAGGAAAAGGAAAUCAAGGAGAAGGAACUCAAGGAGGAGGAACUCAAGGACAGGGAGAUCAAGGAGAAGGAGAUCAAGGAGAAGGAGAUCAAGGAGAAGGAGGUCAAGGAACUCGCGGAGCUCGCGGCGCUGAAAGAGCCGGCAGAGCACGGAGGUGCGGCCCCCGUGCAGGAGGCCUCGGAGUCAACGGCGUCUGCAGUUCAGGAGACCCAGGGAGACGUCCCUUUGUCUUCUGAGAUGGCUAUCGCACAGACCCACCGGCCCUUCGAGGUGUCCGUGCUCACCUUCGCCGCCGCAACCCCGCCCAGCUCCACCACCUCCCGGCCUACCGCGUUCACGUCCUCCGAGGAGCCCCGGGAAGGCAACGCGCUCCAGCUCGUCUUGGACAACACCCCCACCACCACCGCCACGGCCAUUCUGACCUGCUAA
Messenger RNA from Apiotrichum porosum, 1347 nucleotides. RefSeq lists its product as uncharacterized. Bases 1 to 1347 code for a protein of 448 amino acids. The transcript has a single exon. Lineage: Eukaryota; Fungi; Basidiomycota; Tremellomycetes; Trichosporonales; Trichosporonaceae. The record is from RefSeq and is a predicted model, not a curated record.